AUAUAUUUUGGUAAUAAUAAAUAUAUAACAAUUAUAAGGUUGCACUUUAAAAGAAAAAGUCAACCCAAAGGUGGAUUUUUCUUUUAUAUGUAUUAUUGUUAUAUUUUAUUGUUACAACAAGAGUACCACUAGCAAUUAGUAUUAUUGUCCAAAGAUGAAAUACUAAUGGUGCAUUUGGUAUCUUGUGAUGGGUUAAAAAUUAUUUUACAAAAGCAUAUGUUCAUUUUCCUUGUUCUUUCUACAGUUAAUUUUUCGAGCAUAUCUGCCAAUCUCAACUCCAUCCCUGUCCUAAAUGGUACUAACUUUAAGGAAUGGAAAGAAAAUAUUCUAAUAACUUUGGGCUGCAUGGAUCUUGACUUAGCAUUAAGGGUAGAGCAACCCGCUUCUCUUACGGAUGUUAGUACCCAAGAUGAAAAAAGGUACUAUGAGAAGUGGGAUCGCUCGAAUCGCUUAAGUCUCAUGAUCAUAAAGCGUGGAAUUCCAGAAUCUUUUAGGGGUGCUGUAUCCGAUGAGGUUACUAAUGCCAAGGAUUUCCUAACUGAAAUUGAGAAACGUUUUGUUAAAAGCGAUAAGGCGGAAAUAAGCAUGUUGUUAAAAGACUUUACUUCCAAAAGGUAUUCAGGAAAAGGAAAUAUAAGGGAGUAUAUUAUGGAAAUGUCUUAUAUUGUUUCUAGGCUCAAGACACUUAAGAUUGAGAUAUCAGAAGAUGUUCUCGUACACAUAGUCUUGAACUCUCUUCCUAUUGCAUUUGAUCCUUUUAAGGUCAGUUAUAACUGCCAAAAAGAGAAGUGGUCUCUUAAUGAGCUCAUUUCAUAUUGCGUGCAAGAGGAAGAGAGGAUGAAACAAAAUAAGACAGAAAGUGCUCACUUGGCUAGUACCUCUAAGGAUAAGGGUAAAAAGAGGAAGAGAACUCCCAUUAAGAAUGAAGUUGCUCAAGGUCCAGUACAGAAGAAACAUAAGGUGAAACAAUCUGUUUCUUCUGUAAGAAAUCUGGACACAUGAAGAAGGAUUGUACCAAGUAUCAUGCUUGGAAAGUGAAGAAAGGGUUGUCUGAGCCACCGCAAGCCAAAUGAUGCUGAAAGAUGCGUCUAUGUGGGAGAUGGCAAAGCGGUGCAUGUGGAGGCUAUUGGGCAUUUUAGAUUGUUAUUGUUUACCGGUUUCUAUUUGGAUUUGAAAGACACUUUUAUUGUUCCGUCAUUUAGGCGGAAUUUGAUUUCUGUUUCUUAUUUGGACAAAUUGGAUUAUCAUUGUUCUUUUGGAAACUUUCAGUUUAAUUUGUCUUUAAAUUCAAGUAUUGUGGGGACUGGUUCUUUUAUGUCAUAUGACAAUCUUUACAUGCUUGAAACAAUAACUUCAUAUAAUAAUGCUUUGAAUGUUG
Messenger RNA from Cuscuta epithymum, 1378 nucleotides. The record is from the annotation of a GenBank genome assembly. NCBI's taxonomy places the organism in Eukaryota, Viridiplantae, Streptophyta, Magnoliopsida, Solanales, Convolvulaceae.